This is a messenger RNA of Cladophialophora immunda, 494 nucleotides long. RefSeq lists its product as uncharacterized. Gene Ontology annotation, cellular component: cytosol. The transcript has a single exon. The record is from RefSeq and is a predicted model, not a curated record. Gene Ontology annotation, biological process: glycerophospholipid catabolic process. Bases 9 to 494 code for a protein of 161 amino acids. Lineage: Eukaryota; Fungi; Ascomycota; Eurotiomycetes; Chaetothyriales; Herpotrichiellaceae. Gene Ontology annotation, molecular function: A2-type glycerophospholipase activity.
UGUGCAAGAUGUUAUUUCUCUCUCUUUUGCUUCUGUGCUUCUCGACGGUGGUGGUGACCCAGAAUACUACCUCCCCAUAUGCUCCCACCUUCGUGAAAUGCCCAAAAUCUCUUCGCGUACGGCCAGCUCACAACGGUCUUAGCUCUCAGGAGCAGCAAUGGAGAGAACGGCGUCUCGGCCAUGUGGUCAAGGCCUUGUCUUCGUACCUAAUCAACGCGAACAUCCCAAACUUCCAGCCCAAAGCAUACCUUAGCAAGAUCAACGCAUCAACGGCGCCAGUGGUUGGCAUGGCGGUAUCCGGCGGCGGCAGUCAGUCUGGCAUGGGAGGACUGGGUCUUUGGCAGGCCUUCGAUGAUCGAUAUCCUCCUGCCGUAAAAGCAGGUACCGGCGGCCUUGUGCAAUGCCUGUCGUACCUGACCGGGUUGAGCGGUGGUGGAUUGACCACCGUGCUGCCCUUGUACGCCAUCCUUUCCCAUUCAAAGAUUAAUCGUUGA